GUGACGUCUGUAAUGCUGAGACAGAUUCGGGAGAGAUUUGAGUAAAUCGUACCGUGAGCUGGACAAGGGUCGUGUCGCCGAUAUGAGCUGCACCAUCGAAAAGAUCCUGACAGACGCCAAGACGCUGCUGGAGAGGCUGCGGGAGCACGAUGCGGCCGCCGAGUCGCUGGUGGAUCAGUCGGCGGCCCUGCACCGGCGGGUGGCGGCUAUGCGCGAGGCGGGGACGGCGCUUCCGGACCAGUAUCAAGAGGAUGCAUCCGAUAUGAAGGACAUGUCCAAAUACAAACCUCACAUUCUGCUGUCCCAAGAGAACACACAGAUUAGAGACUUGCAGCAGGAAAACAGAGAACUGUGGGUUUCCUUGGAGGAACACCAGGAUGCUUUGGAACUCAUCAUGAGCAAGUACCGGAAACAGAUGUUACAAUUAAUGGUUGCUAAAAAAGCAGUGGAUGCUGAACCAGUCCUGAAAGCUCACCAGUCUCACUCUGCAGAAAUUGAGAGUCAAAUUGACAGAAUCUGUGAAAUGGGAGAAGUGAUGAGGAAAGCAGUUCAGGUGGAUGAUGACCAAUUUUGUAAGAUUCAGGAAAAACUAGCCCAGUUAGAGCUUGAAAAUAAGGAACUUCGAGAAUUAUUAUCCAUCAGCAGUGAGUCUCUUCAGGUCAGAAAGGAAAACUCAAUGGACACUGCUUCCCAAGCCAUCAAAUAACUGAACUCUGAUGGCUAGAGAUUAUCUAUCAAGGAAGGAAGUUAUUAUCUUCCCAUUCAAGUAUUGUCCAUUCAGUGUCUUGCCUCAAACUGGAUUUAGUGUUGAUUAAAGGUAUCAGGUGGCAGUUUAGAAUUUCCAUUCAGUAUUGGCUGUCCACAAAACAGUUUUGCAAAUACACACUGAGUUUCACCUCACCAUUCCUUUCUCCAAAAGAUCACUUUAAUUUCCAUUUCUAGGACCUUGGUUUACAUAAACUGUGCUUUCAGUUCAUUUUUGUUUUUCACGUCUCUAAAACUUUGAGCAUUUUAUUAUAAAGCAGAAAUUUUAUUUUAUAUAGCAUUGUAAAAUACACUUCUAAGAGUUUUUAAAAGAGAUCUAACUUUUUAAAUCUAUUCAGCAUAAACUUGGAUUUUUUUUCCAUUUGACAAAAGUAAUACAAUUCCACAGAACUAGACUGGCAGAUUGUCUGAUUUGUAAUGUUUCACCUGUGAAGUUUUAAGUCUCUCUGGUGCUAAGAGUUGGCACUUUGUGACCUGGUGUCUUUACUCUUAAUUUGAGAGAACCUACUGCUAGUCCCCAGGAAACAUACUUGAAAUAAGUCAACUAUUUUUUUCUCAGUGAUAGUAUAAUCAUCAUAUUCAAAGUUCAUAUUGUUCAAAGCUGCAGAACUUGUCCUGUGUAUGUGCACACACGUGCACUUAGUUCAAAUGCUAAAAGUAGCUUUUAUUUAUUCUACUAAAUAUAAGUAGUCAAAACCAAAAAACACACACAAAAAAAUGUAAGUAGUGAGUUUUUCAGUUGUGUCCUAUUAGGAAAUCUUCCACUUAUGUAGUUUACCACCCAGUGUGAAAAAGAUAUAAAUUUAUUCACAUCAUAGUUCUUGGGUACUACAUUCUCCUAUUUAAUUUAUAUAUAACUUCCAUCUUACAGUUAAGAACCAUCACUUAUUUGGAUGUCUUUCAUUACUAGCACUAGUAGUUGGCUUUUUUUUUUUAAGAUCCAUUUUUCACACAGAAGUAGUUUUAUUACUUAAUGAAAGUUAUAUCGAUAAUACUGAAUAGGUGGCAACAAAGCAACAUUGUGAUUCAAAUGCUGGGUGGUUAACUAGGUUCACUCAUCAACUCAUUCCCCUGUCUGUUUAUUCAAAUCUCAAAUUUACAUAUUACUUCCAUGUUAUACUGUCUAUUAAGAUUUGCCCCAAAAUAGUUGAAAUAAUGAAUGCUAAACCUGUCAAUAUUUUUCAGUAACAUUAAGCAUACUGCAUGGGAGAGACCCAAUAUUAAAGAGUUUUUUUAGUGCUUUAUGUGAUAUAAAUUUCUUUCUUAUAGCUAUAAAGAAUUAAGUCCAAUUAAAACAACAAAAUGCCUCUAAGAUGUCCUAAGCAUUGGAUCCCAGUAAUACCAAUGGACUUUGCCUAUAGUAAGGGCAUUAAUGAAUAGGUAUAUGUCAUUAUAGAAUUUGUCAAAUUUCUUUUUGAUGUCCUGUAUAGAAUUUGACCGAAACACACUUCACCCCAAAGUGUCAGCAUUUUUAAUUUCAUUUCCCAGGAGUAAGUAAACUAAUAGCCCAUCCAUUUGCCUUGAAAUAUGCCCUAAGUCACCCCACAAGUCCAUUCAGGAGGCAGGUACCCUAUACCAUUUGUCAGCCAUGGCCAAAUCUGCCAUGGUCAGGUGUCAGUAAAAAUGAUAAAAGUAAUCAAUUGGCCCAUUAAGGUAUAAUAUGGUGUCCCUUUAUCUGCCUUGUGUUCUUUAACAGUUGUUUAUAAAGUUCUUUACAUCUCAGGUAUCAGGAUAAAUCUGCAAUGUUAACAUUUCCCCCCAGGAAAUCAAAAGCUUGAAGUGUGAGUCUAAAGAGCUUUCAGUGCUCUAGAUAAUAUAAAUUCUGGCUGGUGUUAAUGUUAUGAAGAUAAUGUGUAGUUAAAAAGUAGAGUGGGCAAGGAAUGCUGUUCACUAUGAGUGGAUAUAAAGUUUCUUUUGCAGUGGAUGGAGGAACUUGACUGGUUUGUAAAACCUUAGUUCGAAAUUAUCUUUUUAAAUAAAAACCUCAUUUGGAGAUUAGCUACUUUUAGUCAGUAAUGAAUAAUUGUUAGGAUGUGCAGAGGGGAUUUUUUCUCACAUGUAUAUAUUAAUAGCAACCUUGUCAAGUAGUCACAACAAGGAUUUCAUAAAUAAUUUGUAAUUAGCACAGUAUAUUCAGCAGCAUAACUCUACAAAUGGUACCUUGUACUAGUAAGUUAUUAACUACAUCAGAACUUAUGCAUAAUGCUUAUAUUAAUACCUUAUGUAUAGUUCAGUUUGAACACCGAAGGUCUGUUUCAGUGUCCCUCAAAAUGUGGUUCACUGACCUACUGAAAUCAAAAUUUGGGGAUGGGGUCCAGGAAUUUGUAUUUUAAUAAUCAUCCCAGAUAAUUCCUAAAUAAUGUCUAGUCUACAUGCCAAGUGCUUCAUUAGUAGUUAUGAAUAGAAAAGUAGGGGAAAAAAGGUGUUGACACUAUUUCUAAAGAAAAGCCUGGAAAGUGAAACAAGCAAGUACAUAUAUAAUUAUAAUGCAGAGUGAUAAAUCUAUAAGUAUCAUAGGAUACAAAAGAGGGACUAUUUAAACUUGAGAAUCCAAUAGAGAUAGCAGUGGGUAGGAGGACAGUUAAAAAACCUUGGUGCCACAAAAGCCAAGUAUGGAUGGUAUUGCCAAUAAUGGCUACCAUCUGUUGAGUGCUUUACUAUGUGUCAGGUACUGUAUUAUAUAGUCUCUGUUUCAACUGUACCUCAUUUUACAGAUACUCAAGCACAAGGAAGUUGUUAUUUGUCCAAACUGGAACCAUAAUUCAAACCCAGGAAGGCUCUGAAACACAUGCUUAACCACUAAAGAUGCCUUUAAUUGCUGUAUACUGCUCAGUGUUCAAGUGGUUCUUGAUUAACAAAAUCUGUUUUUAUUAGUAGUGCAAAAGAAACACCACACCUCAUAUAUUAGAAAAAUAUCAUGAAUUCAAUAAUGGAGUCUUAACUAAGGAGAUAUAUGUUUUCUAGAAUUGAGUAGCUGAGAAUAUGUGUACAUGCAACUGAAAGGAAUAAUGUUUAAUCAGUGGUCCUUGCUAUAUACAGGAAAGGGUGCAGUUCUGUCUUUCAAAUCUGUCUCCCUACCACGUUGGCUUUCAUCCUUCAUACUAUUUACUUGUGUUUGCUAGAAGGUUGCUGCUGAGCUAGAUGGCAUGCCCAUGUUAAAGGCAGGAAAAAAAAUAGGAAAUGGUCUGUGCCAGCUAUCUAUAUGCCCGUUUAUGAGGAAAAGCAAAGCUUUCUCAGAAAUUCCAAACAGAUUUUCCUUUGCCUUAUUUGCCUGACCAGUUAAAUGGCCACUGCUAGCUGCAAACGAGGCUAGGUACAUAGCUGCCCCAAUUAAUCAGUAUUCUGUUAGCAAAGAGAAAAGAGAAAGCAAAUAACAGUGUCUGAAUGUUACACUGUCAAGUCCUUUUUCCUUGAAUAUUGGCUUUAACAAGUGUAAGUAGUAUUAACUCCAUCAGUGUGUUGAUGUUGAAUAGCACUGGGCUGUAGCAGACAUCUGUCAUUUCUUUUAUGUCUGCUCAGUAUCCUAACUCCUGUGUUUAGGGAAUCUCUCACCUAAUGAAGCAGAGCCUUCCUCCCUCCUAAAGAAUUUGUAAGUGCCAGAUACAUGUUUCUCAGUGUCCUUUGCAGCUAGGGAAGAUAACAUCUGCCUUAAACUUUAAAGUUAAUGAUACAAAGAUACAGGGAACCAUGCAGAAUCCUUUGAAGACGCUGACCAACAACAUUAGCUACUGCAUUCAGAUCGACAGAGAACCAGCAGAAGUGAUUUGUUUAGUGACAACAUUCAGUUGCCAGAAUUGGCAAAGUCAGUGGUGUAAGCUGCAGUGUCUGCCCAACCCUGGAGACAAGUCGGGUCUUCAUUGAAGCAAUUCUCAGAUGUCAUUAGACACUGUGUAGCCUCUAAUUCUGGUUCCCUGGCUGUCCUAGAGAUCCUGAGAAUUACUUUUAAUAAAAUCAUUUUUUGUUAAAAUUAACCUGACUUGCCUAUCAAAAACCCUAACUGAUAAAAUAAGCAUAGUUUUAAAAACAACCAUGCAUAUAUACAUUUUAUCAAUACUUUAUACAUAAUUUUGCACUUAAUGUAAUAUUUGACACAUAAAAGGAUAAAUAUGGCAUGCAAAUAAUCACACAUAAUAACUCAUUACCUAACUUCAGAAUUAUAACAUUACCAGUACUUUGCAUUUAUUCAAGUUCCUCUCCUAUCUUUUCCCACCCCCUCUUUUUCAUAGUUUUAUCACAUGUAAAAGACCUAAAGUAUAUAUGUAUCCCUAAAGUGACUUAUUUUUUAGUUUUGUUCCUCUGAACUUUUGAAAAA
This is a messenger RNA of Lemur catta (Ring-tailed lemur), 5077 nucleotides long. RefSeq names its product suppressor of IKBKE 1 (gene SIKE1). The record is from RefSeq and is a predicted model, not a curated record. Bases 83 to 706 code for a protein of 207 amino acids. NCBI's taxonomy places the organism in Eukaryota, Metazoa, Chordata, Mammalia, Primates, Lemuridae. The transcript is spliced from 5 exons.